Molecule: messenger RNA, 1015 nt
Organism: Penaeus vannamei (Pacific white shrimp)
Lineage: Eukaryota; Metazoa; Arthropoda; Malacostraca; Decapoda; Penaeidae
Source: RefSeq, a predicted model, not a curated record
GAACACACACACCAAGAAAUCGACAUCAAGGGAAAAACAUUACAUUGGAUGACAGUUUCAGCUCUACAUUAUUAGCUGAUUUUGACCCAUUUCCCGGUGGUUGUAUCAUGCCAUCGAGUAUACGUUACCAGCCAGUGCCAUUAUCAGAGGAGGACAGUGAGAGUAUGUCUGGAGCCACUCCCAACCCGAGGCAGGAGGAGGCAGCUGGACUGAGUGCUGCUCCGCCACCGUACAGUGUGGAAGACUCGAACGAUGGGGCCACAUCUUCGACCCCCCCGGAAAUAACGCCCCCAAAGCCAGACAUGUAUGCUCCUCCCCCUUAUGAGGAGUGCGAUGGCGACGAAGACUUCACAAGCUCCAUGACAGCUCCUCUGACCAGCGAGUCGAGUGAGGUGCAGCCACCCAGUUAUGAGGAGGUCCAGCGACUCAAGGCUAUGGAAGCAGCUGAGGAUUUCCCCCCACCUCAUUGUCAGGGAGGAGCGGCCUUGGGUGGCCCGGGGGGUGGCAGCAGUGGCAGUGGGAUGCGGGUGUUCCGCAUCUCCUCCCUCGGGGGACUGGACCCAGAGACAGCAGAGAUUGCUGAGGAACAGCUUCUUGGGACAGAUUUCAUGUUCUUUGUAGCCUUUGCAGCUGCUUUUGUGUUCAACUGGGUGGGCUUUGUACUUCUCUUGUGUUUCUGUCAUACUGUUGCUGGUCGCACCGGGGCACUUGCUGGCUUCGGGCUGUCCCUGGCCAAGUGGGCAGUGAUUGUACGACACUCGACAGACCUGGUAGCAGACUCUAACACCUGGCUCCUGUGGCUGAUCAUGGCCCUGGGAAUGUUGAUCUGUAUGCGUGCCAUCCUGCAGUACAUCCACGCCAAGCGGGAGUGGCACCAGGUCCCCCACAACUCUCGUCAUCGUUUCUUCCUCUUCUACUGAGACAAGAUGUAACAAAGAAUGGCCUAUAUCACCUCUUUCUUUGAGUAGUCCGGCACCUCCCUUCAGAUUUUUUAUGGUGGCAAGAAAUGAUCAGA